AUGGGUGCAAAUACUUCAUGUAAAGGAAAACAAGAUGACAAACCAAUCGCAAUUGCUAUUCUUGGCUUAGACAACGCUGGCAAAACUACAACAGUUAAAGUUCUCGAAGGAAAACCCAGUGACUCUGUGCCUCCAACUGUUGGUUAUCAGCGGUCUAAAAUUACUCAUAAGAAUUUGACAAUAAAUUUAGUUGAUUUAGGCGGGGGAAAAGGAUUCCGCAACGCUUGGCGACAUUACUACGAUGACUCAUACGGAUUCAUUUAUGUUGUUGAUUCAAGUGAAAUACAACGAAUUGAUGAGAAUCGAUCUGAAUUAGAAAAACUACUACAGGAAGAGAAAGUCAAAGGCAAACCAGUGCUGAUAUUAGCAAACAAACAAGAUUUACCCGAUGCUUUGGAAGAAAAUGAUAUUUUGCGCAAGCUCAAUAUUGAAAAACUAGUCAAUCAGAAUAAAACCUUAUGCAGAGUGGAGUUAUGCACAGCUAGAUCUCUCGCUCAAGGAAAAAAAAUGGAUGAAUCAGUUAAACAUGGUUUUGACUGGUUGAUUAAAACAAUCUAUGAUCGAUAUGAAGACUUACAUAGAAGAGUAGGCAUCGACGUUCAAAAAAGACAAGAAAAUGAAGAAAAAGAGAAAAAAGAACGAGCAGAACGAGUACAGAAAAUUCGAGAAGAACGUGCGAAAGAAAAGGGCGAAGGGCCGGAAGAUGAUGAUAGUACUUUUGAUAAAGCAAAAGAUCCGUAUGUUCCAAUACAUCAAGCCGUUAAAAACGCUGAAAAUCCAUUAGGUAAACCUCCAACAGGUCGUUCGAACAAACUCGAUCCACUCAUAGCAAAAUCCAAUGGUCAUUCUACUCGUCAAAUAACAAAUAGUGAACGAAAACUAAGUGCUGAACAUGCUACUAUCCGUGAUCGACGUCAUAGUUCAAAUUUAGAUUUGUCUGAUAAUGAAAAACAACAGCAACACGAUGUCAUGUCAAAACAUUUUAGUGAAGAAGAACUCGACAACUUUCGUCAAUGUUUCCAGUUAUUUGCGCCACAAGGUUAUGUUGAUACACCUGAUAAAUUGAGUUUUAUUAUGCGAUCAUUAAAAAUGGCACCGACCAUUGUGGAAUUAAAACGAUAUUUUCAUAAAUAUAAAAAAGAUUCAAAUAUUGUUGAAUUUGAUGAUUUGUUAAAAAUUGUCCUUGAACAUCGUUCUGUUGAAAAAUCCGCUCAAGAAAUAUUACAAGCAUUUCAAAAUUAUGAUCAACAACGAUAUGGUUAUAUUGAUACAAAAGAAUUACGUCGAAUUUUAACGCAAACUGGAGAAAAAUUAACAGAUAAAGAUGUUGAUCUUAUGUUACGUGAACUCAAUGUUGGUAAUGAUGGUCGAGUAUUUUACGAGAAUCUGGUUCAAAUGUUAACGCAACCGUUGCCAACUCGACGAUAA
Molecule: messenger RNA, 1428 nt
Organism: Didymodactylos carnosus
Lineage: Eukaryota; Metazoa; Rotifera; Eurotatoria; Philodinida; Philodinidae
Source: the annotation of a GenBank genome assembly